AUGGACAUUACGCGUCGUCGCAACUUGAAUGCGACAAUCCCUUCGCCCUUGCUCAACAACCUGAACCGAGUGGAGGACCUUGGUUGUUUUGAUGAAGAGGAAUGUCGCUUCUUCCUGCGAGAAGUUGGCGAGCGCGUCGUGCCUGUCUAUCCCUUUUCCUUCGGCAUGGAAGAGGUGUAUAGCUUGAUCAUCGAGCGAUAUGGAUAUGCCGGCCUUCCUGACGUGACAAGCGUUCUGCAAGACCUCCUCGAAGACGAGCGAACCGCAUCUGGCUUGGGAGACGAUGGCGACGUCUGGCGCUCGUGGCGUCACAGUUGGAGACACCGAAAUGAUGACGCUCUCAACCCCUUUAUCCCUAAGGUGGGAAGCUUUGUCCUGCAGCAACCCACCCAGCAGCACAUUCGUCAACUGAAGGCAAAGAAUUUUGUCCACCGAAGCGAACAAGCCCAAAGACUAGAGCGAGCCCGUCAGGCUGAAGAGGCUGGAAAAAGAAAAGCGUUGGUCGAGAUCUCUCCGAACCAGAACAGAAGAAUCGAGUCUCGUCCCCGCGAGACCCUCACCAAACCUGUAAAGGCAGAUGAAGAGAACUCGUAUCGGCUUCCUGCUACCACAUAUUCCCAUCAGAGAACCAGAACUUUGUUGGCAUCAGAGCAUGGGUCGUCGCCACCACCGCUGGAGCAAGUGACGACCAAGCAUAGUGGCUCGCACGGCGCCCAACUGUCAGCAAGUGGCUCUUCGCAGCAAGAAUUCAUUGAAGUGGAUCUUUCAUUGGCCGAUGCAGACGUCGAUCCAGCUCUCUUGGUCUCCUUCGAGAUGCUCUCACCCGGUCAGUCGACUUCGGAACAAAGCCCCACCCUGAGAGGCGGGCAAGGCGAAAUCGUCACUCUUCAACAGAUCAACUCCACUCAAGAUACCAAGUCCAGCAAAGAACACAAUGUCCAGGGAAACAGCUCACCACUGUCGUGUGUGGCAUCUGUUCCAACCCGCGUUGGUUCUUGUGAGACACACGGGAGUCAAGGCAUGACCAUGACAGAGGCUUCGAGCCCACCAACCUCUUCCGGUCACAUCGAGCCCUCCAAAGAGGCGAGCAAAGCCGACAAACAAGAACCUGUAGAGCACCACAAGUCAGCAGAGAAACAGCGCAAACUAUCGGACGGUCUCAAACAUUUCGCCAGACGCCCCCUGGGUGACGGUCUCGACCCGAGCAAGAGAACACGCGCUGCCAAUCGACAAGCAAGAGUGUUUGAUGGGACCAUUUGGCUGCCAAAGGUUCGCAAGCGGCACUCGUCACACAUCAAUCUUCCUGCCGAUGAAGAGGCUGUGGUGGAGGAGAGGAAGAGAUCGAUUGUGCGACGCAGCCUCACCCCGGUCUGGCAGAAACGCGAUUCUUCUCGCAACAGUUGGAUGGAAAUUUUGCGGAACUUGUUUCGGACCGAAUCGACUUCUAGCCAAGCCAAACAGUCCAGAGCUGAGAGUAUCUCGAUCCAAAUUCAUCCCACACUGCCGGAUGUGAUCACGUCCUCAAACAAUCAGACCAUCAUCACUGCCACCCCCAUUCCCGUUGAGCACGAACACAAAUCAUCUCCACUGGGCCUUGACGGAACCGUCGAGUCGACAUCCAUCAUGGACUGCAACAAGCCUCUGCCGCUCAGUCCUGGCGAAAUCGUCCGCUCUCUCUCGGCUCACCCAGUGAUGCCUCGCGGCUACCAAACCAACUCUGCAACCCUCAACGGUGCUGUUACUUUAGCAGACCCCAACAAUGACUCUCAAGCGCUGGCUGCUGCUCAUCGCAUCAAGCGCAAAGAUGUCCCUGUCAAACAUCAUCUCUCGCCUGUUCGCGAGGUCAAGGACACAUCUGCCGCACACGCCGCUGAGCCUCAGAAGAUAGAACAGCCACCGCUCUCGGCGAUCACGUACUCUAGCAUUGCUAAUAUGAAUCCAUUCCUGGACCAUCCUGCCAAUGAUAUUCCUGUCACUCUUCCUGCUGUCUCUGCACCGGAGCCUCUCUUUGCCAUCCGUGGAGAAAUGCCUGCGCACCUUCGUGGCUUUCCACCCAAUGUCCCUGAAGAUAUUGCCUUCUCCAUCCGUCAACAGUUCCCAAACUACUGUCUGCCACAACCUCGUCCAGCACCCUCUGAGCACCAGCCCUCGAAGUCACGCAUCUUGUUGACACCGAUCAAGAACUUCAUGAACAAGCGAAGUGACCCUGAGGAGGUGAUGACACAAGGGACACCCACCCCAGGCCAGAAGAAGAAACGCAAGAACAGUUUACAGAAGUUUAGUGAUUUCUUGAAACACCCCUUCAUGUCUCAACCACCCACCGACACGGAAAAAGUCGACAAAUGGAUGAUUGAAAGUGCCGCUGCCACCGCGCCUCGCUCGCCCGUGUCUCUCGAACCCGCCACGCAAGCCCGCAUCCUCGGAGACAUCGAACUGUUCCUGGUCACGGCGACGAACAACUUCCUCGUGCACGAGGCCAACGCCGCGCGUCUCGACGCCGAAAUCGUCUGGCGCUUCAGCCGCGACUGGAAGGCCCGUGGUCUGCGGCCCGUAGUCGAGUUCCUCUACGACUGCCGCACGCAGUACCAUCUCGUGCUGGCCAACAUGCACAGCGUCCAAUUCUCCGCCACGUGCGAGCGGUCCUUCUACCUGCGCGACUCCGGCAUGGAGGCGUGGGGCGCCAUCGUGGCAGACCUGGCCGUGCACGCGUUCUGCCUCCCCGACGACGUCGUCGUCCGCCACCUCUACGCCCUCCCGCAGGUGCUGCGCAUGCUGCGGGCCCCCGAGUCGGCUCUCGCCACCGCCCGAGGCCUUCAGCUGCAGACCUCGGCCAAGAUCAACGAGCGCCUGGCCACGGACCGCGCCCGCAAGGCCGCCCGGGGUCCGUUGGCCGUCCGCGUGCCCCAAUAUGGGGACGGGCUGUUCCACCGGCGCGACAUCAGCGUCGGCUCGGAGGAGGAUGUGUUUGGGGGGCUCGAGGCCGUCGUGGCCAACAUGUCGGCGCGGGCGUCGCUUGUUGGCAUGCGACGCUAG
Fonsecaea erecta is the source of this 3033-nucleotide messenger RNA. RefSeq lists its product as hypothetical. The record is from RefSeq and is a predicted model, not a curated record. NCBI's taxonomy places the organism in Eukaryota, Fungi, Ascomycota, Eurotiomycetes, Chaetothyriales, Herpotrichiellaceae. The transcript is spliced from 4 exons. The coding region runs from base 1 to 3033 and encodes 1010 amino acids.